AUGAAGUGGGCCGUCGUCCUCCUUGCCAUGGUGGCACUGUCCGAGUGCCAGCACAAGGUCCCUCUGAUCAAGGGCAAGACUGUCAGGGAGACUAUGGAGGAGAAAGGCCUGUGGGAGGACUUCAGGCAAAAAUACCCCUACAACCCCAUGGCCAAGUUUGAUUCCAGCUUUGCUGCUGCCGACGAGCCCAUGACCAAUGAUGCCGAUCUGUCCUACUACGGCGUCAUUUCCAUCGGCACUCCUCCCCAGUCUUUCAAAGUCAUCUUUGACACUGGGUCCUCCAAUCUGUGGGUACCUUCUGUCUACUGCUCCAGCCAGGCGUGCCAGAACCACCAGAAGUUCGACCCUAGACAGUCCUCCACCUUCAAGUGGGCAGGGAAAAGCCUCUCCAUCCAGUACGGAACUGGCAGCAUGACCGGCUCCCUGGCAUACGACACCGUUCGGGUUGCUAGUAUCGUUGACACCAACCAGAUGUUUGGGUUGAGCCAGACUGAGGCCCCUUUCAUGGCCCAUAUGGUUGCUGAUGGCAUUCUGGGUCUGGCUUUUGCCAGCAUCUCUAGCUCUGGUGCCACCCCCGUCUUUGACAACAUGAUAGCAGAGGGUCUGUUGUCUCAAGAUUUGUUCUCAGUCUACCUGACCAGCAAUUCCCAGAGUGGCAGUAUGCUGACCUUGGGUGGAAUUGACUCCUCUUAUUACACUGGGCAGAUUGCCUGGAUUCCCCUGUCCUCUGAGACCUACUGGCAAAUCACCAUGGAGAGUGUUACCAUCAAUGGAAACGUCAUUGCUUGCAAUGGCGGUUGCCAGGCUAUCGUGGACACUGGUACUUCCCUUCUCGUUGGCCCAGCUGCAGAUAUUAACAACAUGAAUCAGUGGGUCGGAGCCACAGUAAAUAAUGGAGAUGCUGUGGUCAACUGUAACAACAUCCAGAGCAUGCCAGACAUCAGCUUCAACAUUAAUGGAUACUCCUUCACCAUUCCAGCCUCUACCUACGUCCGUCAGUCUACAUAUUAUGGCUGCCGCACUGGUUUUAGUGGCAGCGACUCCAAUCUGUGGAUCCUGGGUGACGUCUUCAUCAGAGAGUACUAUUCUAUCUUUGACAGAUCCAAUCGCAUGGUGGGUCUGGCCAAGUCUGCCUAA
This is a messenger RNA of Scleropages formosus (Asian bonytongue), 1137 nucleotides long. Its product is annotated as pepsin A-like. The record is from RefSeq and is a predicted model, not a curated record. The transcript is spliced from 9 exons. Gene Ontology annotation, biological process: proteolysis. NCBI's taxonomy places the organism in Eukaryota, Metazoa, Chordata, Actinopteri, Osteoglossiformes, Osteoglossidae. Gene Ontology annotation, molecular function: aspartic-type endopeptidase activity. Bases 1 to 1137 code for a protein of 378 amino acids.